Messenger RNA from Magallana angulata, 2641 nucleotides. RefSeq names its product CDP-diacylglycerol--glycerol-3-phosphate 3-phosphatidyltransferase, mitochondrial-like. Gene Ontology annotation, cellular component: mitochondrion. Gene Ontology annotation, molecular function: CDP-diacylglycerol-glycerol-3-phosphate 3-phosphatidyltransferase activity. NCBI's taxonomy places the organism in Eukaryota, Metazoa, Mollusca, Bivalvia, Ostreida, Ostreidae. Bases 1 to 1683 code for a protein of 560 amino acids. The transcript is spliced from 11 exons. The record is from RefSeq and is a predicted model, not a curated record. Gene Ontology annotation, biological process: cardiolipin biosynthetic process.
AUGGCAAUAGUAAUUUUGCCGAAUGGGCACCUUGCAAAAUUUGACUAUUUACCCGAAAGUGUCCAAAAGUGUUUUUAUUUUCAUCGGGAUCGUGCUGCUGUAAUUUCCAUUUCAUCAUGCAGUAGAUCAUGUUAUAUGAACAACAUGUUGUGCAAAGUUCGAUGUUCCUUGCGAUCAGGACGCCGUUUACUUAAAUACCUUGGGUUACAGAAAGGAAUCAGACUGCUUUCCUAUGGUACAGCAGCUGUAAAAGCAGAGGAGACUAUUCACCCCAAAGAACGGCCCUGCAGUGACGCCCUCACGUGGGUCUCGGAUUAUGCACCAUGCUUUGGUAUACAUGGAAAUUCUGUAGAGAUUCUUAAUACUCCAGAUGAAUUUUAUCAGACUUUGAAGACAAAUUUCAAAAAUGCCAAGAAGAGGAUUGUGAUUGCCUCCCUUUAUCUGGGGACUGGCCAGUUGGAGCAAGACCUGGUGAAUGGCAUUGAAUAUGCAUGUGAGAGGGCAAAAUCAUCUGGGAACAAGGACUUUGAGGUCCAUAUAUUGCUGGACUACAACAGGGGGUCCCGAGGGGGUGAUGUAUCCUCCCGCACCAUGCUGACCCCCCUCCUGGAGAGAUUUGAGGGAAUGGUCCAGGUAUCCUUGUACCACACCCCAGACCUGAGCGGCUACCUGAAGCAGUACCUACCCCCCAAGCUGGAUGAAACCGUGGGGGUGCAGCACAUGAAGGUGUACCUGUUUGAUGACAGUCUGGUGAUGAGUGGAGCCAACUUGAGUGAUAACUACUUCACAAAUCGCCAGGAUCGCUACGUACAAUUCAAUGACUGUCCAGAAAUGUGCAACUUUUUCUCAGGACUUGUGAAGACUGUGUCUACUUUCAGUUUAUCACUGACUGCAGACAACAGUACAAAACUUCAUCCAGAAUGGGAAAUACAUCCUUAUGAAGGAGAUCACAAAGAUUUCAAGGAGGCAGCAGGCAAAACAGUUUCAAAAUACAUUAAAUCUGUGACUGAUGACCAGGCAGACAGACAGACAAAGAAGAAAAUUAAAUUUGACACUAAUGUGUAUCCACUCCUUCAGAUGGCACUGUUUGGUGUCCACACAGAGGAGAUGUUUGUGAAGCAACUAUUCCGUAGUGCCAGUGAUGGGGUUAAAAUCUCCCUGGCAACAGGAUAUUUCAAUCUGACCAAGCAAUACCAGAACAUUAUUGUGCUAGAGUCUUUGGCAAACUUCAAUCUUUUAAUUGCAUCUCCUCAGGUGAACGGGUUUUAUGGAGCAAGGGGUGUAAUGGGAAACAUCCCUGAUGCUUACACGUAUAUCGCCUCCAGCUUUUACCACCUGGUGAAGUAUUAUAACAUGCAACAUCGGAUCCACCUGUAUGAGUACUACCGCCAUCAGUGGACGUACCACGUGAAGGGACUCUGGUACUACCUGCCCAACCAGAACCUCCCCUUCCUCUCCAUGAUGGGAUCCUCCAACUUUGGCCAUCGAUCUGUGCAUAGAGACAUAGAAUGUCAGAUAGCUUUAGUUACCCAGAACAAGCAACUACAGACGCAGCUACAUCAGGAGCAAGUAAAUUUUUUCGCCAAUGGAGUUGAAACAAAUGAGGAAACUUUCCAAGAAACGGACAGAUACGUGCCGAUGUGGGUCAAACUUGCCUCCCCUUUUUUACGACGAUAUUUAUAGUACAUUCUGUGUUGUUUGCAUUUCCUUAUGGGCAUUACUUUCACUUUUCAUUGUUUUGUUACGUAUGUGUUAGAGAUGUAAUCAGUAUGUUAUUUAUGUCUUUGAUGGUAGUGCUUAUGCAGCAAGAAUUCAUUGACCAUUGAUCACCGUGCAUGGAAUCUGCAAACAUCUGUGAUAAAUCAUGAAUCUUGGAAAUUAAACAUAUAUAUAAACCAAUGAUUGGUAGUCUUCUUAAUCUUCUUUACCUACCAAGUUGAUUAUUUUCUGAGCAGAACCCUAGAAGCCAAGAGUCAUUUCAUGGAUUUUGUGCUGUCAGAUCAUUGUUUAAGAACCCUUUAUGGUACAGACAGCAAUUCAGGUUUAUUUGUAGAUGACCCAGCCCCCUUGAGGUCAAAAGUCAAUGUUAAAACUUUUCUUGACAACACUGAUUAUGAGUAGACUUAAAUAUUGUCCACUCUCUGUGUAGAACUUUUUAAAGUCAAUAGGGCAAAUACUGUUUUACUAAAAUCACAUAAAAAAGUUACCCACUCCAAGAUCUUAUAAAUUAUUUGAUACACUGAUACCCUUUUUUGGAGUAGGGGACCUCUUUUAAGGUCAGGGUUCAAACAACUCUGGACCAGGAAAAUACUGUUCAUUCAAUAUAUAUUGUUCAUUUGAUAUAUAUGAUUCAAUGUCAUAUAUAUUGUUCAUUCAAUAUAUAUGACAUUGAAUCAUAUAAUAUUUUUUUUUUAAGUGGGUUUUCCAUAGGAAAAUCUGGAUAUUGAAAUGGUGAAAAUAGCGGUUGGGUGUGCGGGUUGGGGGCCACCAAGGGGAAUUCCUAUUGUACAGAUAACUCCUCCUACAGUUCUCAAGAUAAGAAGUUGUUGUUUUGCAUAUCAAUUGUAUAUAUAUCAGAGAUGUCGAGAUUACUUGGAUUGUGAUUAUAGAUAAUUAAUGAAAAAAAAUACCAGCUGUCGAA